Molecule: messenger RNA, 698 nt
Organism: Phytophthora nicotianae INRA-310
Lineage: Eukaryota; Oomycota; Peronosporomycetes; Peronosporales; Peronosporaceae
Exons: 1
Coding region: 81-698 (205 amino acids)
Source: RefSeq, a predicted model, not a curated record
UGCUGAUCGGAUGGACCGAAGGCUCAUUUGCCAUUAGUUGUGUUGUUCAAUUGUAUUUGCGCUGUGUCGAACCUUUUGAGAUGUUUCAUCCAUCAACUGCAAUGGUUGUCCAUGGAGACGGCGGAGACGAGGAAUUAAUUGAAGAUCCGGUCGUGCUUGGUACAAGUAGAAUACAGAGACGCCAGCAAGGUUUUGUUCAAGAAGAGGUCAUUGUCAACAAUAUAGGAGUUGUUGACAAGCUAGACAGAGUUUUGCAAGACUCCCAGGCUCGAAAUGACGAAAAAUUACUGGAGUUAGCUCAGUAUGCACACGAUCAUGUCAUCAACACUGUCGCGGAAACGGAGGAGCGCUUGGGUUAUCACAUUCGUGAUUAUCUCGAUGGAAUUCACGCACAUUACGACGCAUCAAUGAAGCAGCAAGGCGAACUUCAAGCCGUAGAACCGGAUCGGCGCUUAAGUAGCCUGGAACAUAAUAUUCAAGAGCGUGCUCAAACUUCAGCUGUUGCUGCUGUUGGUUCUCUUGCUAAUAAACUGGAAUUUCAUUUUAAUAGUGCUUUGGCAGCGAUGGAGACGACCCUCAACGGACAUGGCACAACGCAUGAAUCGGUAUGUGAAAUGAGGCUGCAGUCAGCGUCGAAACAAGCUCAAGAUGACUUUGAAGCCUCUACUGAUUUGCAGUCGGACUGGAUUGAAAAAUGA